Molecule: messenger RNA, 8218 nt
Organism: Cervus elaphus (red deer)
Lineage: Eukaryota; Metazoa; Chordata; Mammalia; Artiodactyla; Cervidae
Gene: ATXN7L1
Product: ataxin 7 like 1
Exons: 11
Coding region: 2844-5354 (836 amino acids)
Source: RefSeq, a predicted model, not a curated record
UCUCCCCCUCUGCAGUCGAUGUUCAGCGUCUCUGUUCGUGGCCCUGAGUGCUUAAAUUCAUCCCCAUUCACUCCUACAAACCCUGUGGCAAACUCAUUACUAUAACUUCUCAAAGAAAAUGCCCCAAACCUACAAAUGAACCCACUCACAUGUAUCACAGGAUAGUAAUGUCACCCCCUAUCAAGCUGGGAGUGUGUCCACUUGGCACAGACAAGGAAUAUGACAGUGAGAUCCUUCAUUUGGUCCAUUUUUUCCAUCAACCUCUGUAACAAAAGAACCUAGCAAAAGCGUAACCUUGAAACACACGUUGGAGACGAGAUGCAGGCAGAUCCCUUCUGCAUGCGAGACAGCACACCUUGGAGAUGCAGGUGGCAUCAUGUACAGCUUGCCAGGCCUGCUGGGGCAUCUGCUCUGGCCUCUGGUGGCUGCUUAGACUGGGAUUAGGUCAGGAGCCAGGGGUUAGCAGCUGGGUGUGCUAAUGAAAUCAAAGGAGGACAGGGUGCAGACUGGGUGGAGGUGGUGGCUCUGCAUUGAAAUAGUAGCUCUGGAAUGCAGACUUCCAGAGCUCUCCCCACAGUGUGGAGAGGAACCCUCCCUGUUAGAGAGUUGCAAUCUAAGAACUGAAAAACCGUGAAGAUGGGAGUUUGAGAAAAUCAGGGAAGAUGAUGUGCUUUUUUAAUAAGACAGCUUUACUGGCCUUUUCAGUUCUAUCAUUAUGUGUUCUGGAACGUGAUAGAGGCAAGCAAGGAGGACUGGGUUAGGAGUUAGGAGACCUGAUGUUGUUGAUGAUUUGCAGUUGUGGCCUUGGACAUGAUUUGUAGCCUCUUCAGAAAUCUCAGUUACUUGUCUGUGAAAAUGAAAAUAAUUGCAGAUAAUAAAGCACCACACCAGCACAGCCACUGUUCAUGGGGCUGAGACCGAGGUUUCUCUGAGCCUCCGUUUUCCUCCUUGUUAAAUGGGGAUAAUCAUACUGGCCCUGUAAUUGUAGUGAGUGAGGAAGAGGACAAGUAAACCUUGGAGUUCUAAGUGAGAGGCCAAUCUCACAAUUCUGGGGUCGCUUUAAGAAGUCAGUUGUCAAUCUGGGGCCGGCUGCUGUAGUGAGCCUCACAUUGCCCCACCUGACCCUUCUCUCCAGGGAGCCCCUUCCCUCCUCCCCUCCCCUCCCCUCCCCCAACCUCUUCCUCCCCUUGGCCUUCCUUUGUCUGGGAGGCUCCAAGCUGCCUAUGCUGUUGUCUUGAUCCAUCAGGCAACUGCUGUGUUUCAGAUCCCAGUGAAAUAUGUCUGUGUAGUUUGUAAGAAAAUGUGGGUUCCUUUGGGAGGAAGGGGUCAGCCGUUACGUGGGUGUGCAUACCCUCCACCACUGCACUGGAAAUCCCUAGAACCAGAGGAACAACAUGUACUCUCCAGAAUCAACAUGAACCUAGCCCAUGGUUAAAAUAGUUUUUAUAAACAACCUGUUUCUACCUACUCGUUAGUUUUCACUAAACCUCUGGAGUGGGAAAGGGGCAACAUUUUAUUCUUCAAUUCAGAGGCAGAUGAGAGAGAGAUGAAGAAGAAGGUGGGGCAGGGGUUAGAUUUGAAUCCAUUCAGCAAUUUCAAAAUUCUCAUUCUUACGUUCGCACCCCAAUUAUCUUGGAAUUCACUUUUCUCAAAUCCUCAGAUAAUUCUAAAAUUUGACCUGGUCAAUUGUGUUGGUGUAAGAAUGAGAUAGGGCUUAAUGCAUUCUGGGAAAGAAAUGAAAAACUUUGUUAAAUAUGUGAUUUAAGCAUUCCUUUUUAUUUUAUCUUGCCAAAUGAAAAUACUUUAUUCACUGUCACCUGUAAGAGAAUCCAGAUUCCAGGCUGGAUGAGGGAGGAAGGUUGGCCCCAGCAACCCUGACCUCAAAGAGAAAAGGGAAGCCUUUCUCGGGACCAGGUGAGAAGCAGCCCAGGGAUGCAGUCCCUCCAUUCACUUCCUACGUGGCUCAGUCACUUGCUUCCUCUGUGGCUCGGUGGCCUUGCUGCACCAGGCAGGGAACUUGGAAGUCCCGUUCCCUGUCUCAAAACUUCCGCUCAGCACACCCCUUUUUUCUCCUUCGGGAUUUGCCAACGUCCAAAUUCCAGUGCUUGUAUAAGUCACCCCAGAUGUGUACCAAGGUCUCAGCAUUUGCAGAAUCUCUGUGUCAAUCUCUAAGUUAAAGAUGCUUUAAGGAAGCACCCAGUUCCUUCUGCUAAUAACCGCAGUUUGUCAUGUGACACCUGCCCCUCCUCCCCAUUCUCUCUGUAAACCCCCCACCCACCCCACCUUUGAACUGUCCUUUAUCUGCCAAACAUCUCCAUUUCCUUCAAGGUGGUAAUCUUCUGCUUUUGUUAUUUAAGUUUGGUUGUCUUCUUAAUUGUUACCCAAUUGGUCUGGGUCUUGCAUAAACAGUUAACAAAAACACGGCGCACGAGGCAGCCGUUUCGCUUUCUGGGCUUGUUGUUCUUGGCACUGGGUCAGUUCUAUGAACUUCUGGUGUCCAACUGGUAGGACCUGAAACUCUGUGUUUAACAAGUGCCUGUAGUCAAAACAGUUGGCGUGUGCAAGCUCGGAUAGCUGGUACUGACUGCAGCCGGCCAGCCGUUGGGUCCUGGGACGUGCGGAACACUGGACCCCCAAUCACGGUGCUCUGUUUGAGGGCCGGGCUUUUGUUAUUUAGUUUGGGAGGAGGGGGGUCUUCUUUUUUUUUUUUUUUUCUUUUUCUUUUCUGUGAUGACAUCUGCUAAUAUGGAUCACUUCAGGUUCCAAAAGUACAACGUGUUUACAGUCGUCGUAGAAUCAGAUUAAGUUGGCAGCCCGAGUCUCGCUAGAGAAGACACGGUUCAAUGUGUAGACCUUCUCCAUCUCCGGCGUCUCCACCCUCCAAUUCCAGGACAUCACUAGUACAGGUGAAAACAAAAGCCUGUCUCAGCGGCCAUAACUCUGCCAGCAGCUCCUCAAAGCCAUUCAAAACGCCCAAAGACAAUCUACUUACCUCCAGCAGCAAACAGCACACAAUCUUUUCAGCGAAGGGAUCAAGGGACAAACCAUGUGUUCCGGUUCCCGUAGUCAGUUUAGAGAAAAUUCCUAACCUAGUGAAGGCAGAUGGUGCCAAUGUCAAAAUGAACUCUACGACCACUCCUGCGGUCCCCUCGUGCUCCACCUCAUCCUCUGCCGUCUCCACCCCGCCUGUCAUUAAGCCGGUCUUGAUGUCCAAGUCAGUGCCACCUUCCCCAGAGAAGAUCUUAAAUGGCAAAGGAAUUUUGUCCACCACCAUAGACAAGAAACACCAAAACGGCACCAAAAACAACAGCAAGCCUUACAGGAGACUUUCAGAGAGAGAAUUUGACCCAAAUAAACACUGUGGAGUAUUGGAUCCCGAGACAAAGAAACCUUGCACAAGAUCCCUCACCUGCAAGACUCACUCACUAAGCCAUCGGAGGGCAGUCCCAGGCCGGAAGAAGCAAUUUGACCUCCUCCUGGCGGAACACAAAGCCAAGUCCCGGGAAAAAGAAGUUAAAGAUAAAGAGCAUCUCCUGACUUCGGCAAGGGAAGUACUUCCCAAUCCCCCCGGGCCGGCGCACGACUCACUGCCGGGACCUUCAGGGAGCUCGGGCCCAGAACCUAAAGUCGCGUCCCCUGCAAAAUCCAGGCCACCCAACUCUGUGCUUCCUAGACCAUCUUCUGCAAAUAGCAUAAGCAGCAGCACGUCUUCAAAUCACAGUGGCUACACUCUGGAACCCCCUCUGCCCCCAGUUGGAGGUGACCUCGCCAGCCGACUGUCGAGUGAUGAAGGGGAGAUGGACGGAACCGAUGAAUCCGAGAAGCUAUUAGACUGUCAUUUCUCUGCCCACCACCCCAGACCUCUUGCGUUUUGCUCAUUUGGGAGUCGCCUCAUGGGACGAGGGUACUAUGUGUUUGAUAGAAGAUGGGAUCGUUUUCGAUUCGCACUAAACUCCAUGGUAGAAAAACACUUGAAUUCACAGAUGUGGAAGCACAGAAACCCGAGCCACAGGGCAUCAGGUCCCUCCCCCCUUUUCAGGACUUGCCUAACAAAUCUGCUGUCACUGAGCAACAUUGGGGCUGCCUGGGUGUCAACUCUGGAGAGCGUAGCACCCCGCUGCCCUCUCAACCUCGCUGCCCAAACCCCAGGCCCCGACGGGCCCGAACCUGGAGGGAUGGCAGCCGAUGGGGGCGUGGAAGACAUUAGGAAGAAAAGGAACGGCCAAGACUCUUUUUUCUUUAACAAGCAUUUAACUCUGCAUCAGGAGACGCCAACACAGUAUUCUCUUUCAGCCAGGAAGAUCCCUCCUGCGGCAGAUAGCCCCAUGCCCUCGCCAGCAGCCCACCUCACCACCCCUGUUCCAGCAUCCGUUUUACAGCCUUUCAGCAACCCCAGUGCUGUGUAUCUUCCUUCAGCUCCCAUCAGCUCGAGACUCACCUCUUCUUACAUAAUGACAUCAGCCAUGCUCUCAAAUGCAGCUUUUGUGACAUCGCCGGACCCGAGCGCCCUCAUGUCACACACCACAGCUUUCCCUCAUGUGGCCGCAACCCUCAGCAUCAUGGACUCAACCUUCAAGGCCCCACCCGCCGUGUCCCCGAUACCAGCCGUCAUCGCUUCCCCAUCCCACAAGCCAUCCAAAACCAAAACCAGCAAAUCCUCAAAAGUCAAAGACCUGUCCGCCCGUAGCGACGAGUCUCCAAGUAACAAAAAGAGGAAGCCGCAGUCUUCGACUUCCUCCUCUUCCUCCUCAUUACCCUUGCAGACAUCCCUCGCCUCCCCAUUGUCAGGGCCCCACAAAAAGAACUGUGUUUUGAAUGCCAGUUCCGCUUUGAACUCCUAUCAGGCGGCCCCUCCCUAUAACAGUCUGUCUGUGCACAACUCAAACAAUGGGGUGAGCCCACUCAGUGCCAAACUGGAGCCCUCAGGACGGACCUCGCUGCCUGGUGGCCCCACGGACCUAGUGAGACACGUGGGCUCUGGGGGCGGCAGCAGUGACUCCUGUCCCCUCUCUGUGCCCUCCCUUGCAGGGGACCUCUCUCUGGCCUCACACAAUGCUGUGUCUUCUCUGCCCCUCUCUUUUGACAAAUCAGAAGGAAAAAAGCGUAAGAACUCAAGUUCUAGUAGCAAAGCCUGUAAAAUCACUAAAAUGCCUGGAAUGAAUAGCGUUCACAGAAAGAACCCGCCCAGCCUUCUUGCUCCGGUGCCCGAUCCUGUUAACAGCACCUCCUCUCGGCAGGUUGGGAAAAAUAGCAGCCUAGCUUUGUCACAAUCCAGUCCUUCAAGCAUAUCCAGCCCAGGACACAGCCGACCGAAGAACACAAACAGAACGGGCAGGAUAAGGACUCUUCCAUAACAAGACUCUGAAGCCACUUCCAAACCAAUGCCUGGCCACGGGACCCCACCCCAGCCAGAGGAGGGAGGGGAGUGGGCAGUGGGGGAGUCUGUUUCCUAUGCCCUACCUGUGGUUCUGGCCUUUCUUCUUUUUUUAAUUGACCAAUUUUUAGUUUUGAGGAAAAAAGAAAAAGGCAAAAGAACGUGAAUUUGAGAUUUACAGAAAACAAGUACCAGUGUUUUGUUUCCGUUCUUUGAUUUGCCAUGUGUAUACCUUCUUCCAAGUUUGGAGUCACUCAUCUAGCUUCUGAUGCUGCUGCUGCAUCAUUUUGCUCCAGCCACAAGAGCAGACAUUGCAGAAUGUCUGUUCCUGGUUGGCCUCGUCUGAAACUCUUGAACUCGAGCACAUUCAGUGCUCCUCUCCUUGGGCUCUUCCAUCUUUCCCUCCCGUCCCCGCCUACCUGCCACUCUCUGGGUCCCCCCUGGCCAUCAGAGGAACAGGCUCUCAGACCUCCCCUCUGGACCGUGUGUUGAUGGGGGAGGGGCUUUGCUGGGGAGCUGCCUGUGUUUAGGGAGCAGAGAGCUGGAGGGUGGGCCACGUGUCCCCAUCAGGUUUCUAGGGCAGCAGAAUGGCAGGAACCAGAUGCAGAAUUGAGAACAGCAGCGUUUAAUGAUGGCGCUCACUCAGUACCGCUAUGCAGCUAUGCAGCUCACAGACGUACUGGGUUAGGGACGGGGCAGGAACGGACCUACAAGGUUGCAGGAAGAAUGGUGUGGGGGUAGGAAAAGACAUCCUCAAAAGAUGGUGGGAAUUGGGUGACUGUGAUCAUCUGAGCUUGUUAGGCCUCCAUGCUACACAGUUCCUCCCAGAGCACCGUGUACAAGGGCACAAGGCCGAGGAAGUCACCGGGGGGAAGAAUUCCAGGGAAAGGGGCACAAGACCUCAGGAAGCCACUCAGGAGGAGGAAUGGUACCCAGGGCUGUGGACGUUCUCAAGCUGCCCUCUGGGGCUUGACAAGAGGAGAAAAGCCGGGCCAGAAGCAAGGGCUUGAGGGAAAGCUGCUGUGGAGGGUUAAUUGCCAAACCCCUGUUAAUAAUAAAUACUAGCAUUGCCCACCCACCACCGUGCCCUUGGCCAGAGGCCCCCAUUCCAGCACAGCCACCCAGGAAAGAAUGGUAAGGCCACCACUCAUGGAGAAGAGCCAGAAGGGAGAAGCCGGAGGCCUGCAGCUACAAAACUGUUCACACUGGAGUUCUGAAAGAAACAAUACCAUAAGCUCUAAUUGGGAAUUGUAAUCAGGAAGGAGUUCCCCAUAUAAAAUAGGUGUUCUGUGCUAUGAAUCAUGUAACUUUGUGUACAGUAUAAUGGAAGAGAUACUAGGAGUUUUUGCUUCAUCCAUAAGUCAGAUAUGAAUGCGAGUUUUGCCGCUGGAUGUAAACCCUCAUCCCUAACCUAAAGUUUUCCUUUUCUUUCCCAUUCCCUCCAAACCCAAAGAUCAGACUACUGUUAAAUUUCACCAUAUGAUUGGAUUUUGCAAAGACGGGAGGCAAACGGAGUGAUUUGCAUCAAUGGAAUUGCACUGACAGUGUUUCUUAAUAGGAUUACUAAAGUUUUUAAUAUAAAAUGAUUUUUUUAAAAAUCAGGAGUUGAUAUUAGGUACUAGGACAUUAGUUCAGAUGAAUUCAUUUUUAUUUCUACAGUGUUAAAAGUGCACUUAUAUGCUGGUUUAUUUCCAUCUUGGGAAAAAGAGACUGCAAAUUGAAGGGAAGAUUGUUACUUUUUCUUUUUUAAAAAAAAAAGGUUAAGGCAGAUUUUAAGACUUAUAAAUGUUUAAGAAAUUAUAAACAAGGUUAGACCCUUUGAAAAAAGUUUAGAAGAUAUUCUUAAAGUAAAUUUUUAUAGUGUUAAUUUUGUAAUAAUUUAUGUUUUACUAUAUUACAGAGCUAACUGACCAGAAUAGUUUCAGAAACAAUAUGAAACUUAGGAAAGUUGAAGCAAUGUUUAUAUUUUUAAAAUGUUCUUUGAAUUAUGUUUUUAUUGUACAUUUCUUCAGACUGAAAAGUAUGUACAUAUCUUUGUUAUUUUUGCACAAUUUUCGUCUUGUUCAGUUUUAGAAGUCUGUUUUUUUUUAAUAAUUUAUUUUGAGUUGUAAUACUUGCAGGAGUGAAAACAACAACAAAAAAAAUCUCAGCAACAAAAUAACCCUCUGAUUUACAAACUCUUACACUCAAAGAGGGAAAACAAAGGUUGAGAGAUUAAGUGGCUGCUUCUGAGAAAUAAUGUCUCGACAGGGACUAAAGGAGCGAUUCAAUGGAUUUUAAACAUUUUAGCUCUCUACAUCUUGAAUUGCAAGCUGGAAUAAAGAGGCUCCCCACUGAAUGCUGCUUACUUGGUGAAAGACUGGCUCUGACCAAGGUGAGGACAUUUCUGGAAACUGAGCAAAAAGGGAAAACCCACGGUGUUUCUUCCUUCACAGUCAGCUACAGGUUUACUUUAUAAUGAUGUAUUCAAAACUCACAGCUUGAAAAAUGGAAUGCAAAUAAAAGGUUUUCUUUCAGUUUGUUUGGAUGGAGUUCAACUGGACCAGCCUAUAAAGCAUUUUUGGGGGAAUAUCCUUUGGGUACUUCUGUUGUGCACACCCCACUCAGCCCUCUCUCCUAGCCCCUUGACUGCACACACCCCCAUCUGCCUGAAGAUCUUGUGACUUGUCGCCAGCCGUAGAGGCUCGAAAGCUCUGGUUGUUAAAGCGUAACGCAAUGCAUAGACCUGUCAGCCAUAAAAAAAAAAAAAAGCGACCUGGAUAACUUGUAUGCCUUCUUUUGUAUCAAUGUACCAAUUGUAAAUAAUGCUGAUCAACCUUUGUAGAGAAUAGUUUAUACAGCAUA